Hyaloperonospora brassicae is the source of this 1446-nucleotide messenger RNA. Lineage: Eukaryota; Oomycota; Peronosporomycetes; Peronosporales; Peronosporaceae. The record is from the annotation of a GenBank genome assembly.
AUGUGGACCCGCCGUCAGCUCUUGAACGCGACCUCAGUCGUACCCCGCGCUAGUCGAUGUUCGUUGACGAAGCGCCCGCUGUCAAGCCUCGAUGUUCGUCCAGGCGAAGUCUCGGACCGUGAAAACUUCCAGCUCGUCAUCAUCGGCACGGGCUGGGCCGGCUACCAAAUGUUCACGCAAUGUCGCAAGCAUCUCGUGGAUAUCGAGGAAAACAUUGGUCGGCCGGUGGACCUCGUAGUCGUCUCGAAACGUAACCACUUCCUCUACACGCCGUUGCUGGCGAGCACGACCGUAGGGACGUUGGAGCUUCGGUCCAUCAUCGAACCGCUUCGCGACAGCAUUAGCCACGAAAGUGACUUUCAUCUGGCCAACGUACAGAAUAUCGACCCGGAGUUAAAAGUCCUUAAUGUCGAGUCGGCUGUCAGCGCUGAAAGUCGCAGUGGCAAGUACGACAUCAAGUACGACGCUUUGGUGUUAGCGUGUGGCUCAAAUCCACUGACGUUCGGGCUGCCUGGCGUUGAACAAUACGCUUUCUUUCUCAAAGAGAUUCACCACGCCCAGAAGAUUCGCAAUCGCAUUCUUGAGAACUUCGAAAUCGCUACUCAGCCAAACGUUACUCUUGAAGAAAAGCAGCGAUUGCUGCAUUUCGUUGUGGUUGGUGGCGGCCCUACUGGAAUCGAGUUUUGUGCCGAGUUGUAUGAUCUGGUGUCGCAGGACCUAGUACACAAGUACCCGCAGACGUCUAAGCAUUUGGGUGUGACGCUUGUAGACUCGUGCGAAAUUCUGAACGGAUUUGAUCAACACUUGCGUACUGUGGCGAUGCGUAAGAUCCAGAAACGCGACACGAUGGACAUUGUGAAGAAGAACUGUAUCGAAGUCACUGCAGACGGCGUUAUAGUAGAAGGUGGCGAGAAAAUUCCGGCUGGUCUUGUUGUAUGGACAGCUGGCGUCGGCCCGAACGAGCUCACCAAGGCCCUGACGGUGUUUAAGAAGAGUGAGCGUGGCAAUAUCUUGACCAACCCGUACUGCCAGGUCUUGGGUGCUGCGGAAGCUGAAGAAGAAGCUCCGUGGGGAAUGCCGCAGCGUUCGAAUGUGUUUGCAAUCGGUGAUUGCGCUGAGAUCUUGAACUACCCGCUACCGGCGACAGCCCAGAAAGCGGAGACUCAGGCAAACUAUCUCUCGUCGCUCUUUCGCGGCAAGAACCCAGCGCCAGCGAAACCGUACACCUUUCGCAGCAAAGGCAUGAUGGCGUACCUGGGCUCGUACGAAGGGCUUUUUGAGGCUCACCCCCGUGAUGACGAUACAAUUACGCUCAGUGGGUGGAAGGCUUGGUUUCUGUGGCGCAGUGCGUAUAUGACGAAGCUGGGAAGCUGGCGUCUCCGAUUGCAGGUGCCUCUCGACUGGAUCAAGGCGUUCGUUGUUGGUCGCGACGUGUCCAAGUUUUAG